Molecule: messenger RNA, 1323 nt
Organism: Closterium sp. Naga37s-1
Lineage: Eukaryota; Viridiplantae; Streptophyta; Zygnematophyceae; Desmidiales; Closteriaceae
Source: the annotation of a GenBank genome assembly
AUGGCCGUUGCGGGCGUUCAACAUGAAUUCCUGAGCAGCCCCGCCGGGAAUGCCGCACAUUCUUACCAGUUACUGGACUCGCAGUCACCCGAGGUCGGAACAUCUGAACGGCGCCAGCAUCCCUCUGUCAGCAGCAGCGGCGGAGGGCGGGCGGCCAGCACGACGGGCGCCGGGAGCGACGGCGCGGAGUCGAUUGCGGAGUGGAAGCGGCGAUCAGCGGAAGCGGGCGCGCACUUCUUCCCCCUGCAGCGCGCCGAGGACGCCCCCAGCAGCCUGAGGGACGAGCUGCGCCGCCGGAUUCUCGCGUCCAGAGGCGUUGGGGGCGGCUUGAGGGGCAAAGGAGAGGCAGGCAAGGCAUCGGAAACAACGUGGUUUCCGCUGCCAAUGAAGGAGUACGACAGCACGCUGGUCUCAACGGCCAACGGCACAAUGGGCAACACCAUGGUCAACUACAGCACCUUCGCCGGCGGCAACGACAAGAUCCGCCUCCCGUAUGCAUGCGCCAGCGUCGUGCACGUGUACCCGUACUACGUGAAUCUCAAGCUGGGGUCGCAGAAGCAGGAGUUCAGCAUGGCGCUCAACCUGUUCCUGCCGCACACCUUUGUGCCCUGCAACUGUCUGCAAUGCGGCUCCAUGCGCAAGGGGGUGCGUGGGGUUCCGCCCUCCCCACACUCCUCCCGCGCGGGGGAGUGCGGAGCUCGAAUGAGAACCACCUACAGCAAGCCCUUCAGCACGCUUUCCUCCUCGACCCUUGAGUACAUCUCCUGCGCCGACCAGCGCUGCCAGAAGGGUGUUGAAUCCGGCUACUACGGCUGCAACACGGAGGGGCUGGCCAACUACCUCAACCUCACGGGCGUACUGCCUGGGGACGACGCUCUCUGCGUGUAUGAUGCGAAUGCAGGAAACUACGACUACUAUGAAGCGGGCUGGGAAGCUGUUGAGAACGGAACAGGAUCGUACCUUGAGUCAGUGGGGCAUGUGGUGCAGGACACGGUCUACCUCACUGCACCUGACGGUACCGAAGUCAACCGCUCCAUCAUUCUUGGCUGUGGAGUGAAUCAGAUGGGUCACUGGGGCAUGCAGGGGUGGCAGUACGGCUCGUGGUCAGCAGGAGGCGUGCUGGGGUUGGGGUGGAACAGCCCCUUCCUCUAUCAGCUCACCUCUGCCGAAACCCCAGUGUCCUUCGCGGUGUGUUUGGAGGAGCCGACACCGACGAACAAGACGGGGUGGGAUGGCAAGGUGCCGCUGCAGACAGGCAGCAGCCAUCUCGUCAUUGGUGCUUUCGGCCUCACUAAAGGCGCCGCCAACUACACCUACAUGUAA